CUGCUCCCCAGUUUCCCCGGGAGCUGUGGGGUGCGGCGGCCAGGACUCCCGGCCUUCGCCCCCCGCCCCCUGCCAUCUUCGUCUCCUCUCGGGCCGGUGGGAAGGGGAGGACCGUCCAGGUCGGGGUGGCCCUCGGCAGGCGGCCCGGCAGCCCAGAGGAGCCGGGGCCACCCACGGGGAAGGACGGACGGACUGCCCACCCGCCCGCCCGCCCGAUGGACUGCCCGACCAGCCCGGCGCCCUCGCCCCGCCUCACGCGGGAGCCGCCUGCCGACCAGCCGGCCAUGCCCCCGCUCCCCGCGCACCCCGACCCGUCCCUGGCCGACGAGAUCCUCAGCCACCUGGGCGUCACGGAGAAGACGGCGGCCUGGGGGACCCUGGGCACCGUCCGCCCCUUCCUCGGCUUCAGUGUGGACAGCGACGUGCAAAGGCUUCUAGGAGCCAUCGCGGGCCAAGGGGUGGACCAGGGCACCAUCGUGGACGUGCUGACCAACCGGACCACUGAGCAGCGGCUACGCGUCGCCCAGACUUUCCAGGAUCGCACUCGGCAGGACCUGCUGAGGUCCCUGGAGGCGGCCCUCUCAGGCAGUCUGGAGAAGGCCGUGGUGGCCCUGCUGAAGCCCUCUGCUCAGUUUGAUGCCCACGAACUGCGGGCGGCGCUGAAGGCUCCGGGCACAGCCCGGGACACGGCCGUGGAGAUCCUGGCCACCCGCCCCCUGCCCCGACUCCGCCAGUGCCUGGCCUUCUACGAGCACGAUUUCCAAGUGGAAGCUGCGGAGGAUGUGAGGUCUGAGGUGGCCAGUCCACUCAGAGAACUGCUGCUGGCUCUCGCUGAGGGUGGCCGGGAGAGUUACUCUGGGGUCAUUGACUAUAACCUGAUGCGCCAGGAUGCCCAGGAGCUGCAUGAAAAUGAACAACUGGAUCCUGACGGGGGCUGGAUCCAUCUGUUCACCCAGCGCAGUAUUGAGCAUCUGAACCGAGUGUUUGACCAGUACAAGGGACUCAGCGGGCAGGAAGUGGAGGACACUAUUAGGGACCGUUUCCAAGGUGAUGCUCAGGUCACCCUUCUCUCCCUUGCAUCCGUGAUCAGGAACACUCCACUAUACUUUGCUAACAAACUCCACCAGGCCCUGCAGGGACCGGAACCCGACCACGGUGUCCUGAGCCGCGUCCUCAUCUCCCGCUGCGAGACGGAUCUCCUUAGCGUGCGGGCAGAGUUCAGGAAGAAGUUUGGAAAGUCCCUGUACUCCUCCCUCCAGGAGUCAGUCAGCGGGGCCUGCCUCCCGGCACUGCUGGGGCUGUGUGGGGGCGAAGACUUCUGAGUCCCGGACCCUCGACCCCCCACCUCGCCCCAUCCCACCUCAGCCCUUCCCACCUGUGAGGGAGCCAAGAUCCCCCACAGGGAGCCCCAGAUGGAAUCUUCCCGCCUCCCCCCACAGCGAGCCCCAGAUGGAGCCCCCCCCCGCCCCCUCCCCCCCCGCAGCGGUCGUAACGGCUCCUGCCCGUCGCCCCUCUGAGGAGGCCAUCAAAAUGGAGUCUUCGCACCCCACGAGGGGGCCGAGAUGAAGGCCUGCAUCCCCUCCUCAUCUCCAACCCUUCCCAGAAGGGCCGGGCCCAGGCCGCGGCCCCCGCCCCCCUCCCCCCGUGUGGUCCCGUGUCCGAGGCCCGUGUCUCCCCCCCACGCGGAGAACGGGGCGGGGGCGACAGACGGGAGGGGUUUUUUUAAAGGCGGAUGGGUGGGAGGGCCGCGGGCGGCGGGGACGACGGCUCCUACCCCUGUG
Ornithorhynchus anatinus (platypus) is the source of this 1781-nucleotide messenger RNA. RefSeq names its product annexin A9 (gene ANXA9). NCBI's taxonomy places the organism in Eukaryota, Metazoa, Chordata, Mammalia, Monotremata, Ornithorhynchidae. The transcript has 14 exons. The coding region runs from base 216 to 1322 and encodes 368 amino acids. The record is from RefSeq and is a predicted model, not a curated record. Gene Ontology annotation, molecular function: calcium-dependent phospholipid binding; calcium ion binding. Gene Ontology annotation, cellular component: cytoplasm.